This is a messenger RNA of Hordeum vulgare subsp. vulgare (domesticated barley), 1239 nucleotides long. RefSeq names its product dehydrin COR410. Gene Ontology annotation, cellular component: membrane. The record is from RefSeq and is a predicted model, not a curated record. Lineage: Eukaryota; Viridiplantae; Streptophyta; Magnoliopsida; Poales; Poaceae. Bases 177 to 941 code for a protein of 254 amino acids. The transcript is spliced from 2 exons. Gene Ontology annotation, biological process: response to water.
UUCGGCACCGGCUCUCGAUCUCGAUCGGUCUACUUGACAGCGGCUAUAUAAGGACGAGUCAUAGCUUGGGCACCUUCAUCAUUCAGAAAGCCACAAGCCAAGAACCAAUAGUCUUUGCUGAUCCGCUGUUUUCUCUAGCUCCCACGAGUCUUUAGCUGCACCGACCGAUCUCGAUCAUGGAGGAUGAGAGGAGCACCCAGUCAUACCAGGGAGCUGAGGCCGAUCAGGUGGAGGUGACGGACAGGGGCCUACUCGGCAACCUCCUCGGCAAGAAGAAGGAGGAGGAGGACAAGAAGGAGGAAGAGCUGGUCACCGGCAUGGAGAAGGUCUCCGUGGAAGAGCCCGAGGUUAAGGAGGAUGGCGAGAAGAAGGAGACUCUCUUCUCCAAGCUGCACCGAUCCAGCUCCAGCUCCAGCUCGUCUAGUGACGAGGAGGAGGAGGAGGAGGUCAUCGAUGAGAACGGUGAGGUGAUCAAGAGGAAGAAGAAGAAGGGUCUCAAGGAGAAGCUCAAGGAGAAGCUGCCCGGCCACAAGGACAACGAGGCUGAGCACGUGACGGGCCUACCCGCACCGAUGGCCCCCGCGUCUGUUCAGACUCACCAUGACACCGACGUCGUCGUCGAGAAGAUCGACGGCGACGCGAAGACAGAGGCCACACCGGCAGUGCCCGAGGAGGAGAAGAAAGGCUUCUUGGAAAAGAUCAAGGAGAAGCUGCCCGGCGGCCACAAGAAGCCGGAGGACGCUGCCGCGGUGCCCGUCACGCACGCUGCUCCAGCGCCAGUGCACGCGCCUGCGCCGGCCGCCGAGGAGGUGAGCAGCCCGGACGCGAAGGAGAAGAAGGGCCUACUGGGCAAGAUCAUGGACAAGCUGCCCGGUUACCACAAGACAGGGGAGGAGGACAAGGCCGCCGCCCCUUCAGGCGAGCACAAGCCCAGAGCUUGAUCGCCGCCGUGCCCCGAGACUCAUCACCGGACCUCCAUUAAAUUGUUGGCGUGUGUCGUGUUUGCUUUAAGUUUAAGUCCGUGUCAAGAUGGAGGGAUUGAUCGUCUUUGAAGGUCCGGUCUGUGAAGCCCGUUAGGUGACGGAUGCUUGUGUUCAGUUUGGGUAUACGGGCUUCAGUUUGGUCCAGAGUCAGGUCCUGGAUGUUGUUUAAGUUUAUUUGCUUAUUAUUACGGGCACUUUGUGUAUUGGUUUAUUGCUGGGCAUUAUGCCUUGAUAUUAAAGAUUUCCGCCCAGUAUA